Neoarthrinium moseri is the source of this 1302-nucleotide messenger RNA. RefSeq lists its product as uncharacterized. The coding region runs from base 1 to 1302 and encodes 433 amino acids. The transcript has 2 exons. Gene Ontology annotation, cellular component: cytoplasm. Gene Ontology annotation, molecular function: pyridoxal phosphate binding; carbon-sulfur lyase activity. The record is from RefSeq and is a predicted model, not a curated record. Gene Ontology annotation, biological process: transsulfuration. Lineage: Eukaryota; Fungi; Ascomycota; Sordariomycetes; Amphisphaeriales; Apiosporaceae.
AUGGGGGAUACCAGUGACUCUACGGCGGCUCAGCCAGAGCUCGUCGAUGGCAUGGCCCACGAGAACCCGCCGAACACCAUCAACACGAGUUACCAGUCACCAGCAACGAGACUACAGCAUCUCUCACUCUCGGCUCAGACUAUCCACGCAGAUGACUACUUGAACUCCCACCAGGCUGUCGCGCCCCCCAUGCAUGUCUCGACAACCUUCCGCUAUAAUAGAAACCCUGACGAUUUGAAGCAGUUCUCAAACAACAAUCCCGCCAACCCCUACGACUCACACGUGUACUCCCGCAUGACAGCACCCAACACCACGCGCCUGGAGGCCAUCCUGACCUCCAUAUUGCAUGGUCCGUCUCUUACUUACAGUUCCGGGCUGUCGGCCUUCCACGCGCUGCUGGUGCGCAUCAACCCUAAGCGCAUUGCUAUAGGCGGAGGGUAUCACGGUUGCCACGGAGUCAUCAGGUUGCUUUCACGACUUACAGGGCUCCAGAUGGUGGAUCUGGACUGCAUAGACUCGGAGCUUGGUCGUGGAGAUGUCAUACACGUCGAGACACCGCUGAACCCUACGGGCGAGGCGCGGAAUCUUGAGUUCUAUGCCGAGAAGGCCAAGAGGAUCGGUGCCUAUCUGACAGUUGAUGCCACAUUUGCGCCGCCUCCGCUACUGGACCCGUUCUUGUGGGGAGCGGAUGCUGUGAUGCAUUCCGGCACCAAAUACUUUGGAGGGCAUAGUGAUAUGCUGUGUGGUGUAGUCACAGUGGCUCCGCGGCAUAGCGACUGGAUCAAGCCAUUGACAGAAGAGAGGCUGGUUCUUGGUGCCGUACUCGGGAGUAUGGAGGGUUGGUUGGGAAUCAGGAGCUUGCGAACACUGGAGAUUAGAGUGAAGAAGCAAAGCCACGAUUCGGAGAAACUGGUGCAGUGGCUAGUCUCUGAGCUGAAGAAGGAAGGAAGCCCGGUCAACCAGGUGUUGAAAGAAGUCAAGCAUGCGAGUCUGCAAGCGGAUGACCUAGAUGGUAAGGAUUCUUGGUUGAAAAAGCAGAUGCCAAACGGAUUCGGACCAGUAUUCUCGCUCUGCGCGAAGGACGAGACUGAUGCAAAGAGGCUUCCGAGUAAACUACACCUAUUUCACCACGCGACGAGCCUAGGUGGCGUGGAAAGCCUGAUCGAGUGGAGGUCCAUGUCGGAUGCGAGCUGUGAGAAGACCUUGCUUCGGGUUAGUGUCGGCAUCGAGGGAUGGGAAGAUUUGAGAGAUGAUUUAGAGCAAGCUUUCAAGGCUUUGAUCCAGGAGAAGACAGCUACUUAA